UUCCAAAUGGAAAAUCAUAUGUUAGUCCAUAAGAGUUUUCGGUUUUGAUGUUUACACUUUUCUCUUCAAUUUCUAUCCACUCAUUUGUCUCCAGAUAAUCAAAUUUAUUUUCUCUUUAAACUGAUCGACCAAUUAAUCAACAUCAUUAACAGUAUUCGAUUGUGAAAGUUAAAUCAUUUUCUUUAAUCAUCAAACAAUUGUGAUUACAUUUCUCUUAACCUUCAUCCUAUCUGCUCAUCAAAGACUCUCAACAAGAAGCAUUUGUUGUUGUUUUUGUUUAUUUUCUUUGAUCACAAUUAAUUUGGAUUUCCACUCAAUUUAUAUUACACAGGAAAGCAAAUAUAUAUUUAAUCUAAUUACUAAUCUCUAAUUGAUUCUCUCUAUCCCUGGUAACAAUGGUUAAUUUAAAUGACUCUGGUGACCUUGCCAAUAAAUCCGUUACCAGAUCGGAGGCUAUCAAGCAAUAUUAUGCUACCAUUUUGUGUCAAACCUUUUCCCAUGAUGGAAAAUAUUUAAUUGCUUCCCUUAAAAGUGGUAAAUUAGCUUUAUUUGGAAUCUCCAGAAUAUUUGAUUCACAUGAGAAUCAACCUUGUUCGGACAAAUCAAUCUAUCAACCAAGUAUCUCAAUACAAGCUCAUAAAGAUGCGAUCUAUGGUUUAACCGGGAAUAAAAGUUUAAUCUUGACCGGUGGUAAAGGUGAAAUCAAAUGCUGGAAAUGGUCAGAUUUGGUUAAUCAAAACACAAUUGAAUCUCAAUGGUCCAUAACCCUUGCUCAUGGUGAUUCAAUAUUACGUCCAGAGAUUAAUUCACUUGUUUUAUGUGGAAACGAUGAAACUGAUGAGCUGCUACUCGCUGGAUGUGGUAAUAAUAAGAUUUACGGUUAUGAUCUGGAAUCAAAUCAACCCAGAUUAACCCUUGAUGGUCACACUGAUUAUAUUAAUUGUCUCGCUUAUUCCAAACAAUCAAAUAUCCUUUUCUCUGGAAGUGAAGAUGGUUCAGUUUGCCUAUGGGAUUUGAGAAUUGGUAAAACUGUUAACACAAUUGAACCUUAUAAACACAAUGAGCUAAAUCGACCCUUCGGUAAAUGGAUUGGCAGUAUUGCGCUGGACAAUUCGUCAGAGUGGAUGGUUUGUGGUGGAGGUCCACAUUUAAGUAGUUGGCAUUUGAGGUCACUUUCACGAGGAGUCGUUUUUGAAAGUUCCUCUUGCGAUGUUACAUCACAAGUUGCCCUUAUUCACAAUGAUUACGUUGUUUCCGGUGGAAGUUCAUCCCAAGUGUCAACCUGGAGUUUAAAUGGUAAAAUUUUUUCCGAAAUUCCCUGUGAACCAUUUCACGUUUAUAGUAUUGCGAUUCACGAGAAAGAUCAAAAAUCGCUAAUGGCAAUCGGUGGGUCGAGUUACAAGAUUAACAUUUGCACCAAUUUCAAGUACAACGAUUUUCACUUGGAAGUUUUUUAAUCAUCGCCUAAUUUUAAGUACAUUUUCCAAUCGAAACACUUAAUUGCUGAAUCAAUUUACGCUUCACAAGUGAACAAGACAAAAUUUUCAUCAUCAGAAAAUGAUUAAUUCUUUUUUUGCCUCUCACAAUCAACUAAUCCAUUUCAUCUUUACAUCUUCUUGCCACUUUCACAACAUUAAUGUAAAAAGAGAUUCAUUUUUUGCAGAACAAAAAAAACCACAACAACAACAAUAGAUUAAUUGUAUUUGACAAUUAGUCUUUUUUUUUGUGAUUAAAAUUUAUUAUUUACAAUGAG
Molecule: messenger RNA, 1753 nt
Organism: Panonychus citri (citrus red mite)
Lineage: Eukaryota; Metazoa; Arthropoda; Arachnida; Trombidiformes; Tetranychidae
Gene: thoc6
Product: THO complex subunit 6 homolog
Exons: 2
Coding region: 396-1457 (353 amino acids)
Biological process (GO): mRNA export from nucleus
Cellular component (GO): THO complex; transcription export complex
Molecular function (GO): protein binding
Source: RefSeq, a predicted model, not a curated record